Meira miltonrushii is the source of this 498-nucleotide messenger RNA. RefSeq lists its product as uncharacterized. The coding region runs from base 1 to 498 and encodes 165 amino acids. The transcript has a single exon. NCBI's taxonomy places the organism in Eukaryota, Fungi, Basidiomycota, Exobasidiomycetes, Exobasidiales, Brachybasidiaceae. The record is from RefSeq and is a predicted model, not a curated record.
AUGCUGAAAGUUCUGCUGGUAGUCCUCUUGUUUGCCUGGAUUCCAUUCCUCUCGUAUCAGAAGCCAAUGGAUGGCGAGAGACCCGUCUCUCCGGUCGAUCAAGAUAUUAGCUGGUCGGAUUUGGAAGACUUAUUUCCGUUGGAUGAUGCAAAUUCAAUUAAGCUUCCUACCUCUUCGAACCCGUUGCAAAGCCAAUCGCAAAGUCCUCCUUCUCACCGUUCAGGUCCUGCGCAAUCGCCAAAGGACAGUCUUGAUGAAAGAAUGCAAGAAUGGUUAGCACAAAAGAGAAAACAGAGAAGGGAGCGAUAUGCAAAAAAUAAAGCGGAACAUCCCGAUGACUUCCAUGCCGCAAUUCAAGAAAAAAACGAGCGAAUAAGAAUAAAAUUGGCAAAUAUGACAAAAGAACAAAGAGCAAUCGCAAGUGCAAAGCGAGCUGCAAGAGCAAAAAUCGCUCGUCAAAAAAGAAAAGAAAGGACUGGUUUCAUGACCAAAUCAUAG